CAUAAAAUUAUGAAAAAAUGAGAAAAAUUUAAUGAACAUCCAUAGCACCUCUAUUAUGUUAUGUAAAAUUAUUCGUGAUGGAUGUAACUCAUUUACAAGUGAAAGAAUCUCUGAAUCUGGAGUUUGAACUCCAGAUUCAGAGAGUUAGGCAAACUAGACUAGAUUUGAAGAACAGUCUUUCUGUGGGCAGGAUAGACAGCAGUUGGAUCUCUCAACCCAAGGAGCCAUGGCAUCCCAUCAUGUCUGUGGGAUGCUUGCUUUCCUCAGUUUAUUCCUCAUUUCAUUUACACCACAUUGCGAUGGAGGAAACAUUCUGGUGUUUCCUUUAGAUGGCAGCCACUGGAUCAAUAUGAAAAUCUUGCUUGAAGAACUUCAUGCUAGGGGACACAAUCUGACUGUGAUCAGGCCCUCCAUGAGCUGGUACAUCCCUGAAAAGUCUGAUCUAUACACAUCCAUUACAGUUGAAAUGGCUGUAAAUUUUGAGCACUUUUUUGGUGGGCAUCUAGAGGAGCAGGUGAAGGUGCAAAGAGAGGGCGCAUCAGUGAUGACUUCCAUCAAACUCACCAAGAAUUUUUUUUCUUUAAUUUCUUAUGUACAUUCACUGUGGUAUGAUGCUUUGAAAUAUAUUUUUGAUGAUCAAAAUAUGAUCAAAAGAUUAAGAGAUUCCCAGUAUGAUCUGGUUCUAACUGAUCCAGCUUUGGCCCCAGGGCUUAUUCUAGCCAAAUAUCUCAAGCUUCCCUUAGUGCUUUAUGUACGCUGGAUCACCAGUGGAGAAGGCCACUUUGUGUUAGCUCCCUCACCACUCUCUUACAUCCCGGUGCCAGGAUACGGCUUAACAGAGAAAAUGAAUUUCAUCCAGAGGAUCAAGAACAUUUUUUUCUAUGGCAUCAUACUGUUCCAGCAGAAAUUUCUGGUGGACCUAGUAUAUAAUGACAUAUGUGAUAAGUAUAUUGAGGGUGGAUGUGACGUCAUCUCACUACUUCAGGAAGCAGACAUUUGGCUGUUCAGGUCAGAUUUUGUGUUUGAAUUCCCUCGCCCCACUAUGCCAAAUGUUGUCUAUAUAGGAGGAUUUCAGUGCAAACCAGCUCAGCCUCUGCCAGCAGAGCUGGAGGAGUUUGUUCAGAGCGCCGGGCAACAUGGAGUGAUCAUCAUGACUCUGGGAACUUAUGUCAAUGCUUUGCCCAAAGAUGUUACAGAGGAAAUCGCCGGUGUCUUUGCCAAGAUGCCCCAGAAGGUUAUCUGGAGGCAUAAAGGAGACCGUCCCUCUACACUGGGAAACAACACUCUAAUAGUCGACUGGAUGCCACAGAAAGAUCUUCUGGGUCAUCCACAGACCAAAGUCUUUGUAGCUCAUGGAGGAACUAAUGGUGUCCAGGAGACCAUUUACUAUGGGGUCCCUGUGCUCGGCAUACCCUUGUUCUUUGACCAGUAUGACAACCUUCUACGACUGCAGGAGAGAGGAGCUGCAAAGAUCAUUCAGCUAGUUGAUGUUAAUGGCCACAGUUUUGAGCAAGGCCUUAAGGAAGUGAUCCAUCAAGAGAGCUACAGGCAGAACAUUCAACGAAUGUCACGUUUGCACAGAGAUCAGCCAAUAACACCCAUGGAGCAGGCCGUCUUCUGGGUAGAGUAUGUGAUGCACCACAAAGGGGCUCGUCACCUGCGUACAGAGGCUUAUAAGAUGCCCUGGUACUCUUACUACUCUUUAGAUGUAGUGCUCAUAUUGCUGUCUGCAGUCACUGUGCUGCUCCUCUCUGUUGUAGCUGUUUUCAGAUUUCUGUGCUGCCGAAGACAAAGAAAGAUAAAAACUAAACAAAGUUAAAAUAAUUUCCAUUUGUAAGAUGACAUACUAUGUCUAUUACUUACUGUGGUUUAGUUUUAAUGUAAAGAGUUACUUGUAGCACAGUUGUAAAUGAUUAACCCUCUUCUACAUAGCCAACAAGUUUGCUGGACCAACAUUACAACAAUACAAACUGUUCAAUGAAACUGUUCCACGUAAUAACUUUUUAGUUAUAUUCAAAGGCAAUAAAGUUAAAAUAACAAACACUUAAACCUUUAGAAAGUCUAUUUGUUGAUUCUGUUAUUGCUUGGUUUCCUUAAAGCACAGCUGGGAUUGUUUUUCUGGCUUUUCGCUUGGUGCAUCACAUGUUAAAAAAUCAGAUCAUAAUUUUUACAGUAUUGGCAAAAAUGUUGUUGCUAUUGGAGGGUUUAUGUACACCUAACCAUCACAUUUAAUUGACAAAACCCACUGUAUAAUGAUAUGUUAUGUACAACCUGAAGAAAUCUUACAUUGUAUUUGUACAACUUUGGUCGUGUAUAUGAAACGUGUAUAAAUGGUUUCCUAUAGACUUCCUGUCUGUGGUGUGUACAAUGUCAUUAUUUAUUGUGAGCACAAAAUCACUACAUACUUAAAAGAAUAUUAAAAUAUGCAAUGAAA
Messenger RNA from Oreochromis niloticus (Nile tilapia), 2434 nucleotides. Its product is annotated as UDP-glucuronosyltransferase 2C1. The record is from RefSeq and is a predicted model, not a curated record. The coding region runs from base 227 to 1819 and encodes 530 amino acids. Gene Ontology annotation, molecular function: UDP-glycosyltransferase activity. Lineage: Eukaryota; Metazoa; Chordata; Actinopteri; Cichliformes; Cichlidae. The transcript is spliced from 4 exons.